ACGUUGACAGAUUAGAUUUUCAGAGUCCGCGGAUCAAGCCAAAGCCAUUUUAUUUGAAAAUUAUCAAAUAAGAAAACUGAAAAUACUGUGAUUUUAAUUUAAAAUCCUGAGCUAUAUUCAGUUAAUAUUUAAAGUCGUGAUAAUAUGAAUCCUUGUUCCAUAGCAACUCCCCAACAGGAUACAGAAGGCGAUGGAAGGUGGAAUAGCAUUCACAACAGAUUUCUUUCCGACGCCAAAGGAAAAGAUGCCGAUGUAAUAUUUAUUGGUGAUUCUAUUCUUCAAGCAUUAGAACAUACAGAAAUAUGGAACCAAUGGUUUGCUCCAUUACACUGCCUUAACUUUAGUAUUCAUAGGGAUCAAACACAAAAUGUACUAUGGCGCAUUAAAAACGGAGAACUCGACCAUGUAGAUCCAAAAGUAAUUGUGUUACACGUAGGAACAAAUAAUAUAGAACACACAGCUGAACAAAUUUGUGAAGGUAUCAUAGAAAUUAUACAUACUAUUCAAGAGAAACAUCCUAGUGUCUAUAUUGUUAUACCUAGUCUUCUCCCUAGAGGCAGGCAUCCAAAUUCUUUAAGGGAGAAACAUGUUAAAAUAAACCAAUUGUUAAGAGAAAAAAUUACCACCAUGAAAAAAGUAGAUAUGGUGUCAAUUGAUAAGGGCUUUAUUCAGAGUGAUGGAACAAUUAGCCACCAUGAUAUGCACGAUUACCUAAUACCAACUAAUGCAGCCUUUCGAAAGGCCUUCGAACCUGUUCAUGAUCUCUUACAUCAGUUAUUAUCUGAAGGAGAACCAGAAAUUGACUUAACACCUUCAGAAUAAACUUUAUAAUAUUCAGGAUAUAUAUAUAUUAGCUUUUUUUUGGCAAGCUCAUUGUGAUUAUACAGUAGUACUUAUUUAUAUUUAGCUUUUUUAUUAUAGGCUUAAGAAUUUAAUGUGUUGAAUAGUUUAUAUUUCACUGAUACAUUCCCGAUUUUAUUGUGUAUUGGCUGUGGCAUAUCUGAUUUAAAAAAAAAAGUAAUUGUAAUUAUUAAAGAGGAUAAUUGUAAAAUAUUCAACUCAUUCCAAAUGAAGUAUUUUUGUAACUGCAAAAAUUAUCAAUUGGCUAAUAAAAUGAUUAAUUAUUUCAUAUGGAAUUUAUGGCAUGUGAUACAUUUUAAUUAUGUCCUUAUGGAUUGUACUGUGUAAAGUUGCAUUUAUUAUAAUUUUUUAGACAACAAUUUGGGUACAUGGUAAGCCUGUUAAAGUAAUAUAAUUUUUUACUGAAUGUUUCUAGCAUUUAUAUUUAUCACAUUAUGCAAGUGUCUAUCAAGUUAAUUUUCAUCAUUAUACUGAAUAAUAAUGCAGCUUUCUUUAUGGGCCUCAUAUAAAAUAUUUUUUUAUAAAAAAAAAACUCUAAAUGGAUGGUCAAUUUUAGGAAUGAAAGUAAGGAUAUGAGUAAACAUGCAUAAAUGUUAUUGUCAACUAAAAUAUGCAUUGAAAUCACAAUAAGAAUUAAAUAUCAGGGUUUUACGACACCUAUGGAAUUCCAUAACUAUAAAUUUUAUCUAUAUCUAUCUAUGGUUAUAUAUAUAAUGUGUUAUAUUGAAUAAGAUAUUAAGGACCAUUUAAGCAUUGGUUAUUUUUAGGAGAAUUAAAACAUGUUUUAAAAUUAUCAAGAAAUACUGCCACAAAUAAAUAACCUUACUGAAAAAUUAACUUAUAUUAACAGGGUUAUGUACUUAUUAUAAAAUUUAUUCUUGGUGAAGACAUACAUGUAACUGAAUAUGUUUGAGUAGAUUGAUUAAAUUUUGCAUUUGAUAAAAUUUAUGAUCUCAAGUGCAAAGAGAUAAACUCAAGCUUUGUAUAAAUUUACUUUUUCUAAAACUUUUUCGUGAGAUUUGAUUAAAUUAACCAAAGAAUUAAUUUUACCAAAGGUUGAAUUUAACACCAGACUUUGAAAUAUGUAUAUCACAAAGGGUUGUUAUAAGCAAGAUCUCAUCUACAGCAAUGGUUGUGUAAAAUAUAUUCUCAUUCAAUUUUGUAUGAUGCUCAAUGCUACAGAAAAACUACUUCCAUGAGAAAAGUGUUUUUAAAUCAGUUCAUAGAAUAGUAAGUGAAUGCAUUGUGUUGAGGUAUGAAGGUAUGGCAUAAACAGUGAUAAAUUAUUUUUCCAGUGUAAUGUAUUACAAUUUCAUAAUUAUACUACUGUAGAAUAAUAGCUACUCAAGUUGCCAAAACGCUUGAAUCUCAAAUGUUAUUAUUUAUUUGCAUGAUUUAGCUUGAAGUAAAAGUGCAAUUGUUUCUUA
This is a messenger RNA of Colias croceus (clouded yellow), 2288 nucleotides long. It is a transcript of the gene Paf-AHalpha, whose product is annotated as platelet-activating factor acetylhydrolase IB subunit beta homolog. NCBI's taxonomy places the organism in Eukaryota, Metazoa, Arthropoda, Insecta, Lepidoptera, Pieridae. The record is from RefSeq and is a predicted model, not a curated record. The transcript has 4 exons. The coding region runs from base 145 to 822 and encodes 225 amino acids.